AUGAAACCCAGUGAAACGCCCUACUCCGAUGCCCGUCGAGAGGCAGACAUCCACGAUGAUUCCAUGACCGACGUCAGCGUGUCGCUCCUCAGCGACGAGGGCAGGCAGUGGAAGCGGGCAGAUAUUGAAGAUGGCAGAUGCGGGUCAUCACGAGCCCGUCAGUGCGCGACGGCACGAAACCUUUUCAGACGUUGGCGCUGGCUGGUUGAUACCUUUCUGUUGGUCGUCGUCGUCGGCCUGCUCCUCGAGCGACGGGGGCUGCAAAAAACCACACCUGACAAGCGUCUCGAGCCUGUCGGCGACCUCACAGGAUUCGCACCAAAGUUCACACAGCAAAUCACAACGUUCCACCCGACAACAGACUUCAUCCCCGACGACCCAAAGAAGCUCUUCACAAACACCUCACUCCAAGAGCAGUGGCUCUCUAUCGUCCCCAAGGGCCUGGGCUACCUCGUGAUCAAGGACCCAAAGGCCCACGACAACCUCCCCGUCCCCCUACCCGAGUUCGCCCCGCGCACCGUCUUCACGACGUCCAUGACGCACCAGCUGCACUGCCUGUACGCCAUUCUCGAGAGCUACGCGGGGCUCGCGGUCAACGGCAGCGCCAACGUCGACAUGCACUCGCAUAUCCCCGAGGGCACCGAGGGCGCGGAGGGGCCGUGGCAUCUGCAGCAUUGCUUCGAGUAUCUGAGGCAGGCCAUCAUGUGCGCCGGCGAUGUCGCGCUGGAGGGCACGCAGACGACGUUCCCGCCUGGGUUCACGGGAAGCGAUGGAUGGGAUGCGAAGCACGUCUGCAAGGACUACAAGCAGGUGUACGAAUAUCUCGAUAAGAACCGGGCUUUGGAUGACCACUGGAUUUGA
Colletotrichum orchidophilum is the source of this 861-nucleotide messenger RNA. RefSeq lists its product as uncharacterized. Bases 1 to 861 code for a protein of 286 amino acids. Gene Ontology annotation, biological process: mycotoxin biosynthetic process. The record is from RefSeq and is a predicted model, not a curated record. The transcript has 3 exons. Lineage: Eukaryota; Fungi; Ascomycota; Sordariomycetes; Glomerellales; Glomerellaceae.